Gekko japonicus is the source of this 1119-nucleotide messenger RNA. It is a transcript of the gene MCIDAS, whose product is annotated as multiciliate differentiation and DNA synthesis associated cell cycle protein. The record is from RefSeq and is a predicted model, not a curated record. The coding region runs from base 1 to 1119 and encodes 372 amino acids. Gene Ontology annotation, cellular component: nucleus. The transcript is spliced from 7 exons. Gene Ontology annotation, biological process: negative regulation of cell cycle; negative regulation of DNA replication. NCBI's taxonomy places the organism in Eukaryota, Metazoa, Chordata, Lepidosauria, Squamata, Gekkonidae.
AUGCAAAGCCGCGGCGGCGGCGGCGGCAGGCGAGCCUUUGACAGCCUCUGCCCCAAUAGGGUGCAGGACCUGGCCGAGCGGCUGGCAAAGAAGCCGGCGGGCAAAGUAGAGAAGAAGAUUCGAAUCCAGCAGCACCUUACAGACCAACUAGAUUUUCAGGCUAUCAGCUCUCGAGAGUCAACUCUCCCUUCGUCAGACAAGAGCGGUGGCUGGUUUAUUAUCGCCCCUUACUGCUUUACAUCCGUAAUGGCAGUGCAGGCUUGCCCUCGCCAUUAUCCAGCUUGGCCGGUGGAUUUCCAGAGCCCCUGCUUCCAAGUGGAGCCUGACUUUGAUUUCCAGGAAUUUCGGGAUGUCGUCGAUAGCUUCAUAUCAGAUCCAUCCUCUCUAAUGCCACCUCUGCUGGACUCUGCUGUUUUCCCUGUCGAUGAUGGAAGACCCUUCAGCCCUGGCAUUCCUCUGCCUGCCCAAGAGGAUCCUCUGUCUCAGAUGAAUGUUGACAACAUCUCUUCUGCUGAGCAGUAUUGGAAAGACCUGGCUGAUCAUAAUCAGAAAGCCCUGGGGGAUGCCCUUGUGGAAAACAAUCAGCUCCAAGUGACACUUACUCAAAAGCAAGAAGAGAUUGCGUCUCUAAAGGAAAGAAAUAUCCAGCUCAAGGAACUGGCCAGCCAAGCAAAGCAGCUAGCUUCUGUGCUGGAUAAACUGAUUAUACCUCAGUGUAAAGACAGCACAGACGUUUCUGUCACCAAUGGCCCAAACAAGAGAAGCCUUCUGCAGAUGACCAACAAUGAGCAAGAGGACGACACAGAAGUGAAUGAAAUCUUGCGGGAAAUAUCCGACAAAUGCAACCUAGCCUUGCAGUCCAUUGAUGAAAACAGAGGCCCCAAGCGUCCCCGUGGAGAGAGUGGUACAGUCCACAUGUACGGCGCUUUCCAUGGGUUACAGACACACAACAGCUGCAGCUCUCUGGAUAUGAGCGGUAGUGACCUGGAAGAAGGGGUCUCCUUCAGGACAUCGAUCAAAGAGCACUGUAACAUCCGGACACUGGCCUUCCCUCAAGGCAAUGCAUUCACUUUCAGGACUGCCACUGGGGGCUAUAAGUUUAGGUGGGUCCCUAGCUGA